UCUUGUAUUAGGAACAUCUCCCGAUGUGAAUUCAUCAUAUCCGUAUUUGUCAUCGAGAGAUGUUCCCGCCCUCUAGUGCGGGGCAGAUCUGAACUCGUUACCUCAGUGACGUUGUAGAUCCGCUUGUUUGGACUGGGCCAAUAAGACUGGUUAAAAAUAGAACAAAAUGAGCGGGAGCCUGAGGAGUAUGUUGAUAGCGGCGGCCAUAAAUGGGGUGACGGAAGCGAGGGCGAGGAUAUUCGGGCACGUGCUGAACCCGACGGGGCAGAGGUCUCCACACAAGGUUCUUCGGAAGAAGCUCAUUGGCGAGAAGGUGGCUCAGUGGUACCCCUAUGAUAUCAAGAAGGACGACCCCCUCGUCAUGGCCCGCCAAGAACAAGAGCGCUUAUCUAAGCUUGAAAUGUUGAAGCGCCGUGGGAAGGGUCCACCCAAGAAAGGUCAAGGAAGACGUGCUGUUAAACGUAGCAAGUAGAGAGUUUAUCUUUGAUGUCACUGCUGCCUUUACAAUGUUGGUACAAAACUUUGAACUUUGCUUUUUGGGGAAAAUAACCUCUUAUUAAGCAUAGUUCAUUCACAUUUGCAAUUGAAGGAUUAGUUUGGUUCGUGAACUGUCUAUAUCUGGCAAAUUCAUCUUUAACUUUCCAUGAUGUGGUAAAGUGCAUCCUUUUGUA
Messenger RNA from Nelumbo nucifera (sacred lotus), 671 nucleotides. Its product is annotated as 37S ribosomal protein S27. The record is from RefSeq and is a predicted model, not a curated record. Gene Ontology annotation, cellular component: mitochondrion. Lineage: Eukaryota; Viridiplantae; Streptophyta; Magnoliopsida; Proteales; Nelumbonaceae.